Molecule: messenger RNA, 924 nt
Organism: Rotaria socialis
Lineage: Eukaryota; Metazoa; Rotifera; Eurotatoria; Philodinida; Philodinidae
Source: the annotation of a GenBank genome assembly
AUGACAGCGAGUCAUUCAUUACCAGUACUUAUGCGUGUACUUUCGGCAUCAUUGACAUUAGCUAAACGAGCUGGUCAACUCAUAAAAGAUGUACAAAUGUCUGGUAAAAGUCUUGAUAUAGUUGAUAAAGGGCACAACGAUCCGCAAACAAGAGCUGAUCGAGCUUCACAACAAUUAAUUAUUUCAGCAUUGGCACAACAUUUUCCGCAAUUAACUAUUCGUGGAGAAGAAAAUAUUACAAUUGAAAAUUCUUCAGACACACCAGAUAUCAAUGAAUUGGUUGAUGCGAAUUUACAAGAAGUUUUACAAGCAACAUGUCCAACUGAAUUUCACGAAUUGCAAGAGAAAGAUCUUGUUGUCUGGGUGGAUCCAUUAGAUGGAACACGAGAAUUUACUGAAGGUCGACUAGAAGGUGUAACUGUACUUAUUGGUUUUGCUACUCAGGGUAAUGCAAUCGGUGGUAUUAUUCAUCAACCAUUUUACACGGAUGGUAAUGAACAUGGACGUAGUGUAUGGGGAAUUGUCAAUUCGGGUGUGUACGGAAAAUGUGUACUCAAUAGUAAACCUUUAGCUGGUCGAAUUCUUGCUGGAAGUCUAUCUCAUCGUUCGAAGACUGUUAUAGAUGCUGUAAAUGCAUGUGAGCCUUCCGAAGUUUUACAAGCUGGCGGUUGUGGAUAUAAAGUUUUACUUGUUCUUGAACGUCGUGUUCAUGUUUAUGUGCAUGCAUCACGUGGUUGUAGUCUCUGGGAUACAUGCGCGCCAGAAGCAGUUUUAAAAGCUGGUGGUGGUAUGUUAACCGAUGUAUUUGGUAAUAAAAUAUCAUAUUUAUCAACGAAUGAAACAUCUGUAAAAACAGGUGUUUUAGCAACGAUGGAAAAUCAUGAUUGGUAUGCUCGACGAAUCCGAGAGACAAUUACAUUAUAA